Molecule: messenger RNA, 2546 nt
Organism: Salvia splendens (bonfire salvia)
Lineage: Eukaryota; Viridiplantae; Streptophyta; Magnoliopsida; Lamiales; Lamiaceae
Product: regulator of nonsense transcripts UPF3
Exons: 13
Coding region: 321-1874 (517 amino acids)
Biological process (GO): nuclear-transcribed mRNA catabolic process, nonsense-mediated decay; positive regulation of translation
Cellular component (GO): cytoplasm; nucleolus
Molecular function (GO): mRNA binding
Source: RefSeq, a predicted model, not a curated record
AUUGGGCUGGAUUGAAUUGGGUUAAUCUAGCAUUAUUACUACAUACACACGCACGCACAAAAUCCUCUUCCCUCAACUCCUCUCCCAGGUUUCUUCUUCUCUCUCUAACUUCCGUCUUUGCGCUCUCUCUCCUGCAUGGCAAUUCGGAAAUCCAAAUUUCACAAUUAGGGCUCAGGGGGAGAAACAUAAUCGAUCGCUGCUGAAAACCGCGUUGAGAUGUAAUUUUAGGGCUUUCAAGGCUUAUCCUCACGGGAAUCGAGUUAAUCGCCUAUUUUAUUUUUUAGGUUUAAUCUAGAAUCGGUGUUAGGGUUUUGUCGCGCAUGAAGGGCCCAUUGGAUCGAACGAAGGUGGUGCUGCGGCACUUGCCGCCGACGAUUACUCAGUCAAACCUUGUCGACCAAAUUGAUUCUCGCUUCUCCGGCCGCUACCAUUGGCUUGCUUUUCGACCUGGAAAAUCCAGCACAAAGCAUCUAAAAUACGCUAGAGCUUACAUUGACUUUAACAAGUCAGAUGAUGUGAUUGAGUUUGCCGAGGUUUUUAAGGGCCAUGUCUUUGUCAAUGAGAAAGGUACACAGUUUAGAACAAUUGUUGAGUAUGCUCCUUCACAACGCGUACCGAAACAGUGGUCUAAGAAGGAUGGCCGUGAAGGGACUAUAUUGAAAGAUCCUGAAUACUUGGAGUUCCUUGAGUUUCUUGCAAAGCCUGUUGAGAAUCUUCCCAGUGCAGAGAUACAGUUGGAGAGGAAGGAAGCAGAACGAGCUGGUGUUCCAAAGGAUGCUCCUAUAGUCACCCCGUUAAUGGACUUUGUUCGUCAGAAAAGAGCUGCAAAGGGUGGAGGUCGGAGGACUGCGAUGAAUGGAAAGCCAGCUAGAAGAGGCGGUGGAAUGUCAUCUAGGAGUCAAGUCUCUGGUUCUUCGAAAAGAGGCUCUGAGAAGAGGGCAUCUACUACUAUGCAGUAUGUAUUAAGGGACAGUUCCAAGAUUAUGGGCAACAAAGAUAAAUCAUCUUAUUCAUUGGUCCGUAAACUAGAUGAUCAACAGUUGAAUGACAAAUCUAUCACUUCAGCAUCUAUAGCACGAAAUGAAGCAUUAGAAGGGGGAAAUGGAGGUACAGGACCCACUGGUCUCGGGAAGAAAAAAAUCCUACUUCUAAAAGGAAAAGAAAAGGAAAUUCCUAAUGUUUCUGGCGGUCCGUUACUGCAACAGAAUACAGUCUCUCCUGACAAAGCUGCUGCCCAAAAACAUAAUCAGCAGCGCGAAGCUAGUGGAAAGAUAAUCAGGAGCAUUCUUCUCAGCAAGGAUACUCGUCAAAAUCAACCGUCUUUGGGAUCACAAUCAGAACUGCUUAUCCAGUCUCCUAAUCAGGAAAGAGACAAGAAACCUCCUCGACCCCCAAGUCUGCAAUCACUUCCGAAGGAUACAAAUGGGGUUCCUGAGGAUAAGUUAGUCUCCAAUGAUUUGCAUGCCGGCCCCACAGAGAAGCAGGAAAGGCGGGCAAGGAACAAGGAUAGACCUGAUCGUGGUGUUUGGACUCCACUUCGACGUUCGGAUGGAUUGCAUUCUAGUGAUGACUCAUUAUCCUUGUCUGCUUCACAGAUAUCUGAAGCAGGGGAUUCUGCUGAAGGAACUCAUGUAGAAUCAAAACAAGAUAUACUGGUCACACGUGGUGGUGGUCGUGGUAGGCGUUACUCAUCUGACAAUGGAAAUACUGUAGGGUCUUAUAGGCAAGGGGUUCGACGUGGCUCAACUUACAAUGUGAAGGAAGCAGAUGGCUCUUCUGCUGUAGAGGGGAAAUCUUCAAAAAGGGGAGGUUCUUCUGGCUAUGCUUCUCAAGAGAAACAAGUGUGGGUCCAAAAGUCCAGUUCAGCUACCUAGUUUGGUUGCAUAUGUGAAAUGCUUUUGUGAAUUGCCAUAUUGAAGCAUAAAUCAGGAUGGCAGAGAGAAUAUCCUGCAAAUGCAGUGUAUGUGGAGACAGAUGUGUUUUGCUUGGAAGACCAUAGAGGCCUUCAGUUUUGCCUGAAUGCUACAGAUGGUGUAUUUACUGUUUGGUGGAUUAAGAAAUUAUGAUCCUAAGUUGAAGAUGGUCAGGGAAAAAGCAAGAAGUUGCGAAGGUGAAUAUGUCGAGCAUAUAACACCACCAUAUUGAUCGGUGUCCCUUUGGUAGGUUUAUACUAAUUGACAGGGCUACGCAUCUCCAAUUCUUGCCAUUGAUUCACUUCUAUCAGGGAUGAUGACUUCGUUCGCUGAACUGUAAAUACAAAUCUGAAGUGCAGUAUACUGCUACUGCUAUAUAUAUGUUUAGUCCAGCAGUCUUCUACCUGGGUUCAGUAAAUUUAUGAUUAUAGACCCUGGUUAGUACCGCGAUUUACUGUAACCAGCUUUUGCUUAAACCCAGUUGUAAGUGGUUUUAGUUGUAUGAUGCCCAACUAAUCUGUGUGUGUAUCUUGAGGAAACGGGAUUUGAGAAUGACUGCCAGAGCUUGACAGUGUGCUUUUAGCUCAAUUGCUUGUUGAUUUGAAUGAGAAAUAGAUUGAGCAUUUCAUGGCA